Messenger RNA from Talaromyces atroroseus, 2124 nucleotides. RefSeq lists its product as hypothetical. Gene Ontology annotation, biological process: proteolysis. Bases 1 to 2124 code for a protein of 707 amino acids. The record is from RefSeq and is a predicted model, not a curated record. Lineage: Eukaryota; Fungi; Ascomycota; Eurotiomycetes; Eurotiales; Trichocomaceae. Gene Ontology annotation, molecular function: aspartic-type endopeptidase activity. The transcript has 5 exons.
AUGCUUGCUCGUUUCGUCCAUCUUGCCCUCUUCCUAGAGCUCGUCUCAUCCCUCACUAUCCCGACACGGAACAAAAAUAAACGGAGCUCAACUUCUCUCAACAUAGGCCGUUCACCGUAUCAUGUUGAGAUAUCGAAAGUUCAUCGUGGGAGUCCCCAGGCUCGGUCAAAAAGAGGUUACAAACCACACGAAUCCAACAGCACCCUAAUCCGUCCUACCAAUUCCAAUCUCCAGUAUGCAAUCGAAGUCAAAUUCAACGGCAUACCGCGCUAUCUGCUCCUCGACACCGGUAGCUCCGACACCUGGAUGUUUGCUGAAGAUUUCAAAUGCAGGGCUGAAAAUGGGACGUCGGUGCCCACAUCCCAGUGUAGAAUUGGGCAGCCUUAUAUGGGCGAUGCCCUACUCAACGAGGGCUUGGAUGAGACUCUAAGCAUAUACUACGGCAAUAACGAGAACCCCACAGGUCCAAUGGGAUAUGCCGAUGUUUCUAUUGCCGGGCUCAACAUUGAGAAUCAACAAGUCGCACUCGUCAAUGAUGGAUACUGGGCAGGCGACAAUGUUCUCAGCGGCGUUGUAGGUGUUGGCAAUCGUGGGUUAACAGAGGCUUUUGCUCCUGGUUCUGACGUGCCCAAUCUAUACAUGCCCGUGUUUGAAUCCUUAUACAAUAAGACUGGACAGAUUGAUCCUCUCUUUAGCGUAGCUCUUCAGCGAGGAGACGCUGGAGGCUACCUUGCGUUGGGAGGGCUCCCACCUGUGCAUUUUGAGGAGGAUUUUGUGACUACCGAGAUGUUGCCCAUUCCCUUUGGGACGAAGGGGAAGACGCGCCCUUUCUACUCGAUCCAGACUCCAGGUUAUACAUUGAACGGAAAGAAGUAUACCAAUGAGUCUUUCUUAGCAGUCGUUGACACUGGCACAUAUCUCAAUCGUUUUCCAACUGCUGUUGCGGAUAAAAUCAACGCUGCAUUUAACCCCCCAGCAGCCUAUGUUCCAUCAUACGACGUCUACGUGACUUCAUGCAAUGCCACAGCCCCCCAAUUCGGAGUGAUCAUCGAAGGGAAACACUUUUAUAUGGAUCCCGCCGAUAUGUUGGUAGACGCUGGUUAUGGCAUAUGUGCGACUAGUAUAACUCAUCUUUUAAACAAGCUCUACCACGCUCUUACCUCAGUCGGAUUCCUCUACAUCACCAACCACGAUGUCCCUUCUGCUGUGAUAUCAGAUUUAGUGGAUGCACUACCAAAACUCUUCUCGCCAUUGAUAUUGACUGAGAAAACCAAGGAGGAAAUUGCACUGCAUAAUUCCCCGCAUUUCUUGGGGUAUAGUAGUGUUGGCGCCGAGACUACUGCUGGUAGAAUAGAUCGUAGGGAACAGGUCGAAUACGCGACUGAGUUGGAUGAGACAUGGACAGCAGAGAAUGGAUUGCCAUUGUAUGAGAGAUUGAAGGGACCUAACCAGUGGCCGUCUGAGUACCCUGAACUCAGACCAGUAGUCGAGAGAUACCUCUCGGAGUUAACAGCUCUGAGCGAGCGAUUUCUCAAACUCGUUGCUGAAGCCCUCACGCUUCCUCAAGAGGUCUUCUCUCAAUUCUUAUCUGAGCAGCAUCGUCUCAAGCUCGUUCACUACCCUGUCUCUUCUUCUGCAGGCGAUAAAGAAGAGCAAGGUGUUGGCCCACACAAAGACUCCUCCGGUUGGUGGACAUUUCUCCUCCAGGCAUCACCACCAUCAGUCAAAGGGUUACAGGCACUAAAUCGUGAGGGACGGUGGAUCGACGUACCAAAUAUUCCAGGCACCUUUGUGGUUAAUAUAGGACAGGCGUUUGAAGUUGUUACGAAUGGGAUGUGCAAGGCAACUGUCCAUCGUGUGGUGAUCCCGUCUGGGCAGGGGGUUAGGGGUAAUUUGACAAAGGAAGAGGCUGUGGGGAGGCUGAGAGAACAUUUUUGGAAAUUACGACAAGAGCAAAAGACUCAAGAGAGCAAUGAGCAAGGGGCAGAUAUCGAUUCUCCGUUUUUGAAAGGGAAGUAUGAUACUUGGGGGGAGUCUCAGCUGAGAAUUAAGAUUAGGUCGCAUCGAGAUGUCGGAAGAAAAUUUUAUGGGGAUGUCUAUGAGAAAUAUCUCAAUGACGAUUGA